AUGAUUAGAACCGCUUUGUUCAAGAGAUCUAUCGCUACCCAAGCUUCCCCAAAACCAGUCAUUACCAAAUUAUCUAAUGGUAUCAUUGUUGCUACCAAGCCAAACACCUCUUCAUCAACUUCUUCUGUUGGUUUAGUUUUUGGUUCUGGUGCUUCUUCCGAAAACCCAUACAAUAACGGUGUUUCUAAAUUAUUAUCCAAUAUUUUCAUUAAAGAUGAUUUGAAAGCUACCCAAGCAGGCUUCGUUUUAAAUUCUACUGUUGGUAAAGAAUUUCAAUCUUUCAUUGUUUCUUCUUCUUCUUCCAACGUUUCUAAAUCUCUAGAAUACUUACAAAGUAAAUUGGCCAAUCCAGUUGGUUCUGAGUCAAAGUUUAGUGAAACUUUGGCUUUUACAUUGCAGGAAACCAAGGCUUUCGAAGAGACCAAACAUGCUGAACGUGUUAUUGAACAUUUGCACUCCACUGCUUUCCAAAACACCCCAUUAUCUUUGCCAACUGUUGGUACCGUUGAGUCUUUGGAGGGCUUAGCUGCCUCUGAUGUUACCUCUUUCUCUGAGUCUCAAUUUGUUGCUUCCAAUGCUGUUAUUGUUGGUUCUGGUAAUGUUAACCAUGAUGAAUUGGUCAAGGCCACUGAAUCUGUUUUGAGUUUGUCAUCUAAAGCUAAAGUUUCUCCAACUAAGAAAUCCACCUUUUUGGGUAGUGAAAUUAGAUUAAGAGACGAUACUUUACCAAAAGCUUACAUUUCUAUUGCUGCAGAGGGUGAGCCAGUUUCCUCUCCAAACUAUUAUGUUGCGCAAGUUGCUGCAAAGGUUUUUGGUUCCUUCAUUUCUUCUGAACCAGCUUCCAGAUUACAAGGUAUCAAAUUAUUAGAUGAUAUCCAAGAAUAUCACUUGGCUGAUACUUUUAAUCAUUUUUCUUACUCUUAUAAGGAAGCUGGUUUAUGGGGGUUUGAAACCACCACCUCUAAUGUUGGUCAAAUUGAUGAUUUAGUUCAUUUUACUUUGAAGCAAUGGAAUAGAUUGUCUAUUUCUAUUACUGAUACCGAAGUUGCUCGUGGUAAGAGUUUGUUGAAAUUAGCUUUAGCCUCUGCUUCGACUUCAGACGCUGUUAUCGCCACCACUUUAGGUUCUAAACUUUUAGCCGGUGCCAAAACUGACUUGGCUGAAGAAUUUGCUAAGAUUGAUGCCGUUACUGCCAAGGACAUUAAGGCUUGGGCUUCCGAAAGAUUGUGGGAUCAAGAUAUUGCUAUUGCUGGUACUGGUCAAAUUGAAGAUUUAUUUGAUUACAACAGAAUUAGAAACGAUAUGAGUAUGAUGAGAUGGUAG
This is a messenger RNA of Saccharomycodes ludwigii, 1323 nucleotides long. It is a transcript of the gene COR1, whose product is annotated as ubiquinol--cytochrome-c reductase subunit COR1. Gene Ontology annotation, cellular component: mitochondrion. The record is from RefSeq and is a predicted model, not a curated record. Lineage: Eukaryota; Fungi; Ascomycota; Saccharomycetes; Saccharomycodales; Saccharomycodaceae. Gene Ontology annotation, biological process: aerobic respiration. The transcript has a single exon. Gene Ontology annotation, molecular function: metalloendopeptidase activity; metal ion binding. Bases 1 to 1323 code for a protein of 440 amino acids.